Messenger RNA from Hydra vulgaris (swiftwater hydra), 4293 nucleotides. RefSeq lists its product as uncharacterized. Gene Ontology annotation, cellular component: nucleus; cytoplasm. NCBI's taxonomy places the organism in Eukaryota, Metazoa, Cnidaria, Hydrozoa, Anthoathecata, Hydridae. Gene Ontology annotation, molecular function: mRNA binding. The record is from RefSeq and is a predicted model, not a curated record. Gene Ontology annotation, biological process: negative regulation of translation.
AAAUAUUUACCCGCGAUUCCUCUGAGUAACGGAAAACUAUUUUGGAUGAUCUUUAGAGAGACUUGAAAGAGAAAACCUUGGAAAGUUUUGCCAGUUAGAUCAUUCAAUUACAGUUUCUUUUUAACUAAACUUUAUCUUUUAUAUGUUUUUACUACUUGUUAUGUCAAAUUUGUAUUAAUAAAAUGAACUUGGAGGAAGUUCCUGCUCCUGAAGAUUUGAAAGUUGACCUAAAUAAUGGCAACAUUUCCAAUAAAACUGAUUUGUUGGAUGAAAAGUCUUUAGUGGAAUCAAAUAAUAAGUAUGUUUACACAAAGGAUGAAAUGCUACAACUUCGUUCUUCUAUGAAAGCAAUUCCAAAACCAUGUUGCUUAGAUGAAGAUUUUUUUACAAGAGAGGGAAUUUGGGAUCCUGAAGCAUGGCAUAAAUCAAGUACAUCCAGAUCUGAAUCUCCCAUUGUUGAAUGUAAAUUGGCUUCUGAAGGCAAAAAAAUUCAAGUGGAUCAAAUUGAAUUAGCUCCUCGUAGAAAGAGUUUUCAUCAGGGUUGUCAAGUACGUUCAACCACUGAAACUUGCCAAGUUCGUCCAACUACUGAUAGAAUAGAAAAAUCUGUCUCACGAACUAUAUUUGAAAAAAAGUCACGUUUAACUGGAAGAGCUUCGGCUCAGCGCAAGUCUUUAGAAAGUAAAUAUAGAGAGCAAAAUGAUGAAAAGCAUGAUAAAAAAACCCAUUGGGAUAUAAAACAUGAAAGUACAGGACUUUAUAAGGAAAAUCGUACUGACGAAAAAUUUAAAGACAGCCAUCGAGACAGGUUUGAAAAAAGCGGUGAAAAGGCUGUUACAAGAGAUCGAACUGAAAUAACAAAAAAAGAAAAAAGAGAAGAAAAAGAAGCAAAAGAACGUCCUUUAAAAAAUGAAAAAGAUAGCCAGAAAUACGGCUCAAAAGGUGGCAAAUAUCGUUUGUCUGAAAAUGAAGAGCGGUAUCCUGAAUGGAUGACUGAUGCACCAACUAAUCAAAUAGAAGUUAUUGAGCUAGGUGGUUUUAAAGAUAUAGAGGAAGAAAAGAAAGCAUAUGCAAAGAAAAAGGGUUUACAAAAAUGUGAUGUUGUUACUGAGAAUGAAAUGAAACCUUCCAAACCAGUUGAAGCUGUAAAAAAAGAUUCUGAAAAAAAAUCUGCAACUCCUUCGGAUAAAAUGUUUGACAUUAACGAGUUUUUUAAUGAAGUUAAUUACUACCCUCCUCAUUUAUUUCAUGAAGAUAUGGUAAAUGGGGAUGGUGUUAAAAGUCGUUUUACUCAGUGGUUUCAAAACCAGUCACGGAGUAGUUCACGUAACAGUUGCUCAAGUAAUAACAAUGGUUCUCGCCCUCCUAGUGCUACUUUUUUACCUGAUGAAAUUUUUUCAGGGCAUUCUCAAAGUCCAGUUGUACCUUACUUCACACCUAUUCAACCAGCUGUUAACUCAUCUGUGGUUAGUGGUGGCACUCGAAUACAAUCAUCUAAUUUAUUAAAUAUUAUACAAAGGCAUUCCGAAUCUGAACAUCAAAAGAAGGAAAUCAGAGGUCGUUUAAAUGUGCUUGAAUUGGAACAAAAUGUAAGAUUAGAAGCGGAAAACGCAAACAAUCAAAGUGCUUUUGAGCUGUUUGUUCAAUCUAUGAAAGCUUCUGGACAGUUGCCUGAGAAGCCAGCACCUGUGAUAACUGGUCUUCCUGAUCAUUUGCUUCCGAAACCUCCUACAGGAACUUCUCCAACAUUUGAAAAGUUAAAGCGUGCUUUGAGUCGAUCUCCUUCUCCUGUACAAAUUGUCCAGGCAGUCUCUACAGUUGCAAAUAUUAUAGCUAGCAAUCCAGCGAUUGAUACAGAACUUGCUCUUCUUCAUUCAAUUGAUCACCUCAAACAAAACCAAUCACUUAAUCUUGUCAGUGACAAAGCAAGUGUUGAUUCAUUUGAAUAUAAUAACUCUGUGUUUGAUGAUUUGAAUGCAACUAAUCCAGCACAGCUUAAAAAAAAUGCCACUCAGUUUAUGCCAACUUCAGUUUUGAAGAAGUUGCAUAGUGAAAAAUCUCUUGAAGGAAACGACUCUAUGAUAACGCAUCCUGAUCAUUCAGUUAUUGAUUUAUCUUCUAACUAUCCAGAUAUAGUUAGUUCUGUAAAGCAUAAUCCAAUUGAAAGUGAACUAGAUCAACUUCUUUCAACACCCGAUCGAUCAUCAUUUAAAACGCUUGCUAAAGAAUCUUCAGUUUUUUACCAUAGUUUACCAGCAACGCCGCAACAACUGCCUACUUUAGCAUCUCACAGUAUUAGUGCUCCCGGAACACCUGGUCACCGUGACAAUAAUGAUCCGCCACCAGUCCAUAGAUUUCCUAUUGCAAACUCAAAACUUGCAGAUACUUACCAUUCUUUGUUGCAAACUUCUCCUUCUGCUUUCGAUCCUAUCAAUACAAAUAAAAAUCCUAGGGUUGGGGUUAUUGGUUCUCGUCCAGUUAAAGAUUCAACCCUAGAAAGCCUUGCUCCUUAUGAUUCUUCUCGUGGUUUUGCUGAUCCUCGUCUUGCUCCAGGAAACAAUUCUGCUCGUUCUUUAGUUUCUUCUGUUUCAAAUACUAAUAAUAUCUCUCAGUUAUCAAGUUCUACAAAACCUCCAUUUAGACAUCCUGUUAUGCAGUCUACUCCAUCCAAUGCACCUCAAUCUCAACAGCAGCAACUUCUUCAUGCACAACGGAUGGCACAAAUACAACAAGCUCAAUUGCAUCAACAGCAAAAAUUGCAACAGAUAGUUCAGCAAGCUAAUCAACAAAAAAUCAAACAAACAGAGCAAGAAAAACAAUUUCCUGUUGGGAUUCGUCCUUUGUUACCUGAUCCAGAGCCUUUUUCACAACAUCGACAUCCGGCUGAUUCACGUUAUCAACAGCAACAGCAAGAACAAAUUCAAUUAUUUCGUCAAAAGCAGCAAACAAAUAUUCAACCUCAACCACCUGUUAGUCAAUUGCCUGGCAAUAAUAGUUUUAACAACAACAAUUCCAGAACAGCUUUAUAUCCAACGUACCAAGGUGUACCUCAUAAUUUGCAAAUGCCAUUACAACAAUCAGUUGGUUUACCAGCAAACUUUGCAAGAUCUCCGCAAAAUUUAUCUGGUGUAAAUCUAGCUGCGCAAGCUUUAAUGCAACAGCAGUUAUUAGAAAGAGCUAGAAUGUUUGCUCAAGCUCAUUUGAUGCAGCAACAACCUCAAAUCAUGCACGCUGCACUCAUUGCACAAGCUGCCUUGGUUAGAAGUCAAGCACAAGCUGCAGCAAUGAUGCAACUUAACCCAAGAAAUAUUCAAGCGAUGGCAGAACAAAUGGGCAUUCGAACUAAUAAACCAAAUUCAUACAUAAAUAAGAACUCUCAACCUUUUUCUAAUACUCCUUCUAAUGCUUCGUCCGACGAUUUUCUUACUAAAUGGUUUAGUAAAGAUAUAUUACAACAAGUGCCUCCUAAAACUGCCGAGUUAAAGGGUGCUAAUGUUGUUUCUGUUGAAGAAGUAGAGAAAGUCCAGCGAGUAUCUUAAGUCUUUAAAAUAAAAUUCUUUGAAUUCACUGUAUUUGUGUUGUUGAGUUUAUCUUUUAUUCCUUAUGUCAGAAAUUUCUCUUGAGUUAUUUUUUAAUGUUUAUAUGUAAUCUAACAUGUUUAAUACAUGAGUAUUUAAUUUUGUUGGCGUUUUAUCCGUAAGCAGUUUAUGUGUAGUAGUUUUAUUGUCGUGUUUCAGACUCAGUUUUGUGCAUGUAAAAAGUGUGAUGUAUUGCUCUUGUGUUAUAAAGCUUAUGUGUUCUUUUAAGUAUUUUAUGAUGUUUUUUACUUUUGUACUCAACGCCGUAUUUUCAUUGUUAUGUUUUGUACAGUAGAAAUAAAAAUCAAAAACAUUUUAGAAUAUAUUUAGUUAAUUAAUAGUCUUUGUUCGUUUUUGUGUGUAAAAGUUAGUUGAUAAUAUUUAUGUUUAGUUAUUUAUGUAAAUAAUGCUUUCCAGAGUUCAUAUUCUAUUUCUUUCGAUGUGUGCAUAAUGGUUGUUUUAAAACCAUAUUUGGCUUUUGUUUUCUUUUAUGCCUUUGUUUUGUUUUUUACUAUUGCCGUUUUUUAAUCUUGUGCGGUUUAAUUAUGUUUAAUAGUUGUUUUAGAUGUUUUUAAUGUUUCAAAUGCAACCUUUUAUUUUUCACUAAUAUUGGUUUAUUUGAGGUUCAUAUUUCAUUCUUGUCGACGCCGUUUACUUUGUCGAAAUCUAUUUGUCGGGUUUCUAUUUAAAACAGAAAGAAUAAAAAUAUUGUUUA